Molecule: messenger RNA, 2954 nt
Organism: Sclerotinia trifoliorum
Lineage: Eukaryota; Fungi; Ascomycota; Leotiomycetes; Helotiales; Sclerotiniaceae
Source: the annotation of a GenBank genome assembly
AUGUAGUGGCGUGAUGUCAUGGCGGCGUUUUUGAUUGCUUUAUGGAGGAAAGUGUGUAUAUAAAUGCUUUGCUGUAUUGAUUGCCCCUCCUUUACUUUUGCUGCGUACUCACUUAUGUUUUACUACUACCUCACAAAUAUUAAGGCAUAGCCAUCUUUCCUGUCGAUAUGUUACCUGAUUUGUUUUAAUAUCCAUUUUAACGGAAUAUUUUUCUGCAAACAACUUUCGAAAGACCCUCUCCUACCAUAUUAGUCCAACAGGUAUGGUACCUUUUCAUGGCAGUUCAAUCUUACCACACCUUACUGCGUACCUGAUUCUCACAUCACCUAAUUCAGCCCAAUAGGUUGGUUCCUCUCGCGAUUACUUCAACUCGAGUAGCUACUAAUUGCUUCUGAUCACAGUAUAUUAUUCAGACUCGGUCAGCAAGAAAUUGGGCAUCUGCGGUGAUGAAUCAAACUAAAUUCGACGACCGUCAUCCUGGCCAGCUCAAAUUGGACGAGUUUCUCACCGAGGAUGCGCUCAAACUGAUGCAAUGCACAAGCAACAAUAUAUCACCAAAUUUCUUCUCCACACCGGGGUUAGAGAAAGGACAACCACAUUGGGACGCAUUUAACAAUGUGGUAAAUGAUCAGGUAAGAAAGCCCAAAAUAGCUUCAAUCCCACAAAUGUGGAUAUUCAAGCCCGCAAGUCCCUAGGUUUUGAACAUCUCUAGGCUUUUGGUGCGGAUCUCAAUUUUACGGACGAUUCUUUCUUGAGGAUCUUCGACGAUAUCAUAGAUAUUCCGGAUAUUCUCGCAAAUGAGAAACAGCAAAACCAACUCGGUGGAAGCCCGGGCGUUGCGAUGAAGGAUUUUAGGGCAGAUGCCAAUACCGGUUUUCCGACGAUGCCAAAUGCGAACCAGAACAGUUUAAUUACAAAUGUCUCCGAGAAUUCAAUUCCGAUCGAUAAUUCCCAUUCUUCUGCUCUUCAACUUAACAAUGGCCCCAAAGUACCAUCAAAAGAUACUCCAUUCACUAUGGAAAAAGCCCAUUCACCAACCUCGCGAAUAAAACCCCAACAGGCCUCCGAAAAAGAAAAAGUCAAUUCUUCUACCAAUUUAAAAGAAAACCCUUCUUCCCUUUCCACCGUUAGCGCACCUCUCUGCCCGAAAAAGAAGCGUCGUCCGCGUGCGAAAAAAGUCCUCACCCCGGCGGAAACCCUCGUAGUACGAGAAAAAUACCUUGAGAAAAACCGACGCGCAGCGCGAAAAUGCCGUCUUAAGAAAAAAGCAGAAAUGGCUGCUGAUCAAGCGAAAUACGAUCACUAUGUUUCGGAAUUACGUGCUACGAAAAAACAGCUCGAGGACAGCCGGAAGGAAUUAUUGGAAUUAAUUGCGGUUUGUAAUGGCAUGGUUGGGGAAGGAUGUGGUGAUGGAGUUAUUAGGAGGUUUGUGGCGAAUUGGGAGAGGAGGGAGGAGGCUUGUAGGGGAAUGUUAGAGAGUGGGGAUAUGGGGGUUGAGGCGUGGAAAUUGGUGGAGAAGUGUAGAAGUGCGAGGUUGGGAGAGGGGGUCUUGGGGGAUGUAGGAUUAGAUGGAGGUGGUGAGGCAGUGCCGUUUUGGCAGGAUUCCGAUGCGAUGGGCUUGAAGACCCAGGGUUCCGCGCUAGCAAAUGAGGUGGUGAUGGGACAUGAAAAUACUGAUGCGGCGAAUGCGACUGCCGCAGAGGAUUCCUGUUAUAUCUCUUCCGGUUUGACAGAUUGUGAUGAGACAGCUCCAUAUAGCUUUUGUCAAAAUUCACCUCUGACACAGCAAACACAGUUGCCUGAAAAUCCCAGGCAACAUUCGGGGCAGCAGCUCCAAAGCAUAAACUGGCACCAUUUCGUAUCCUCCUUUCAAGAACCUUCCGCAUCGAUUCCUACCGCCGGUCUUACAAAUUCCAACCACAGCGAAGCGUCUUUCCAGUCUCCAUACUCCGCAGCUCAAGCGACUCAAUCCAUGUCAUCACCCCUAACCUCCUCACCCACAUCACCAUUCCAAAGCCACCAAGAAGGACCGACCGUCCCCACCUCGUUAACCAUAUCAACCUCAGUAGCAAACUCGCCAAACUCCCAAUCUUCUCCAAUGUCAAUCAACAAACAAAACUCACAAAAUCUCCAAAGAAGAAGUAGUUCCAUCAAAAUUGCCCCACGAUUACGUCAAGAAAGUCUCGAUAGCGGUUAUGGAUCUAUCUGCUCUACAUCCACCAAUCAUUCACAUUUCAACUCUCUAUUGAUCAAUUCCGCCUCCUCUUCCCAAAACUCCUCAAAUACCAAUUCAAACUGUUGGUCCCCAUCCUCUUACCUAUGUGCAUCAGAUAUAAAUCCCACAAGCACAUUAAACGACCCACGCGUGAAUUUUACACAGGAGAAUGCGGAAAUGCACAAUAUUAAUCUUCCCAUCAUUUGCAAUAUCAAUCCAAAGACAAAUGCAAAUCAGAACUAUGAAGAAGCACUAUCCAAUUCUUCAUUAAACCCCUCCUCCUCCUCGUCGUCCCUCGGCGCCUUAGUCGCAGACUCCGAAUUCGGAUAUAAGACAAUCGCAGAUGCGAAUAUGGAUACGCAUACAACAGCGCAAACUAAUUCUUCCAAUUCCCCAACAACAACUACCGACGAUUCAUCUACAUCUGUCAUUAUAGUUUCCUGAAAUCCGAGGCAUUUUCGAGACGGGAGAUUCGAGAUUGACAUUAGCAUUGAUAUUGAGAUAUGCGGAUCUGCAGAAGCAAUUAGGAUACGGUAAACGGGGUUCAAGGUAUCAGGACAUGUAUGUAAAAUUCAAGGAAUCGAUGUGUUCGUUGUGGUCGGAACAAGGUUCUACAGGGAGGAGAGAAACAAAUUUUAAGCGAGGAGCUAGUGGGUUACUAGUGUGUCACUAGUUGAGCUAGCGAUGUAGUAGUCUAGUCAGUCUAGUCUAGCGUUGAAUCUUAAUGUGGAAAUUUUCA